AUGCAAAUGCAAUCGCCAGUUGUCUUAAGCGGCAGCGAGAAGCUACCUCUUCUGGUGAUCGGAAAUUCCAAGCAACCUCGUGCGUUUAAGAACAAAGAGAUUCCUGUGAAGUACAAGGCUACUUCGAAGGCGUGGAUGACAGCAGAAAUUUUUGAAGAAAUGUUACAAACGUGGGACGGACAACUCGGGCAGCAAAACCGCAAAGUGUUGCUCUGUCUCGAUAACUUCUCUGGUCACCCUUCUGACGUCCACUUGGACAACAUCCAAAUGCUCUUCUUUUCGCCCAACACGACAGCAAAUUCCCAACCAAUGGAUCAAGGAAUCAUACAAAAUCUUAAGCACCAUUACAAAAAGCUCUUGCUGUCCCGCCGUCUCGAAGCCAUGGACGAAGAAAACGAGUUUAAAUUUACAUUGCUCGACUCUCUGCACGUCGCUCGGCGUGCAUGGGAGCAGGUCAGUGAAUUGACGAUUAAGAACUGUUUCGCGAAAGCCAAGUUUAUUGAAGAGGAAAUACAAAUAGAGCCAGAGGAUGCUGAGCUGCUCGAGAUCUGGAAAGCUUUACCUCCCGAAGAAAAGACACAUGAGAACGAAACAAUUGAGCUGUUUGAUUUUCUCAGUGCUGACGAUCGCCUCGUAACUGGAGGAUCUUUCACUCUAGAAGAAAAAGCAAAGGAGGUAAUGCAUAAUGAAGGUGGAAAGUGA
Molecule: messenger RNA, 702 nt
Organism: Octopus sinensis (East Asian common octopus)
Lineage: Eukaryota; Metazoa; Mollusca; Cephalopoda; Octopoda; Octopodidae
Product: tigger transposable element-derived protein 4-like
Exons: 1
Coding region: 1-702 (233 amino acids)
Cellular component (GO): nucleus
Molecular function (GO): DNA binding
Source: RefSeq, a predicted model, not a curated record